Messenger RNA from Penicillium daleae, 435 nucleotides. RefSeq lists its product as uncharacterized. The record is from RefSeq and is a predicted model, not a curated record. Bases 1 to 435 code for a protein of 144 amino acids. Lineage: Eukaryota; Fungi; Ascomycota; Eurotiomycetes; Eurotiales; Aspergillaceae. The transcript is spliced from 3 exons.
AUGUCGACAACCACCAAGGAGCAAGACGUCACCAAGGAUCCCAGCAAGGACCCCAUGUGGUUCAUGAUCAAUGCAAUCAUGCACACGGAGGCCGGCAAGCUCGACAAGAUCGACUGGGACGCCUUCAGCAAGAAAAUGGACAUAAAGACAAAGGGAGCCGCUUUGCAGUUUUCCAAGCUCACUUGGCCCAGCAUGAAGCGAUAUGAGCGCCUUCUGGCCUCAUACGGGCUGACAACCUCCUACGUCCCCAAGCCGGGUGCCCAAGCUCCAGGACCUGCCCAGGGCGAGAAUGCUGCUGCGGGCCCAAGUACCCCAGCACGAAAGCGCAAGGCCCCGAAACGGAAGCGUGCUGACGUCGACAAGGACAACGGAGCCGAUGAAGGCAAGGAUGACAAGGAGGUCCCCGCGUCCCUCGAGGACGAAGUCGGCAUCUAA